Molecule: messenger RNA, 1186 nt
Organism: Ceutorhynchus assimilis (cabbage seed weevil)
Lineage: Eukaryota; Metazoa; Arthropoda; Insecta; Coleoptera; Curculionidae
Source: the annotation of a GenBank genome assembly
GCUAAUUUAAAUCCGCCCGUGUUCCGGUUUCGAUUAUUUAAAAGGAAUUUAACUAUCCAAAGUACAUUUAGUUUGUUCCAAAGUAAAGCACAACUAUUUUAAUCAAUUUUAAAAAAUGGGUGACGAACCAGUAAUGGCAACAAACGACGACGCCAGCGAAUGCAAAAGAGGCGCCGUACAACUGGGCUACUGGACGGACAAUUACAUCCCCUAUUUCGUCAGGCACAUUGAAAGAAAAGCCCCGGAAAUCAACCGAGGGUAUUUCGCACGAAUAAAAGCCGUCGAUAAUUUCAUUCAAAAAUUCAUCAAUCGAGCUGGCAGCAACGCACAAAUUAUCAACUUCGGUGCCGGUUUCGAUACUUUGUAUUGGCGUUUGAAAGAUGAAGGUAUCGUCAUAUCCGGCUACGUGGAAUUGGAUUUUCCUACUGUGACUUCGAAAAAAUGUUACACAAUCAAACGCAACAAGCCUUUAUUGGAUCGAAUUUAUGAGCAAGACGGUGAAGUUAGAUUUAGUUCUACUGAUAUGCACUCUGGCAACUUUCAUUGUUUAGGUGUAGACUUAAGAAAUAUACAACAAAUAAAAGAAAAAUUGCAACAAGCUGAAAUCAAAUUCGAUAAACCCACACUUUUUAUUGCGGAAUGUGUUUUAGUUUACAUUGAAAGCGAAUGGGUUAAUCGUUUACUUCAAUGGCUGUCGUCAGCUUUUUCAACAGGUUUUUUUAUAAAUUACGAAAUGUGCAACAUGAAUGACACUUUUGGAGACAUAAUGAUGGGAAAUUUGAGGGCUCGCGGAUGCAAUUUGGCUGGUAUAUCGAAUUGUAAAAAUUUAGAUACGCAAAAAAGUAGAUUUAUCGAUAACGGUUGGUCGGGUGCUAAAGCUUGGGAUAUGGUGGAAGUAUAUCAUUCCAUAGAGCCCGCUGAACGAGCACGGAUCGAAAAAAUCGAGUUUUUAGAUGAACAAGAGCUUUUAAUACAACUUUUCCAACAUUAUUGUAUCUGUAUCGGGUGGUUGGGUAACGAUUUUGCCGAUUUCGAAAUUGGUAUGUAAUCAGUUUCAGGUAAUUUAUAAUAAGACUGUGAUAUUAUAUUAUGGAUCGAUUUUUUCUUAACUCAUCAUCUAUUUUUCUGUGUGAUAAAUGUACUAAUUCUAUUAUACUUGUGAAAUAAACUGGUAUCGAUGUUUGAA